UCACUUCCUGCCUUGUGACCACACACCCGGGCUUGACAAAGCUGUUCUGCAGAUCAGAAAGAAAGGAGUUUCUGGUCACAUACCAGCUCAACUGAGGACCGAGUUUCUACAAGAUCUGUUACCUAAAGCAGUAAAAGAUGGCUAGAGGAUCAGUGUCCGAUGAGGAAAUGUUGGAGCUCCAAGAAGCUUUUGCCAAAGUUGAUACUGAUGGCAAUGGGUACAUCAGCAUCAAUGAGUUGAAUGACUUGUUCAAGGCUGCCUGUCUGCCUCUCCCUGGGUACAGAGUAAGAGAAAUUACAGAAAACCUGAUGGCUACAGGUGAUCUGAACCAAGAUGGAAAGAUAAGCUUUGAUGAGUUUAUCAAGGUUUUCCAUGGCCUAAAAAGCACAGAGGUUGCCAAGACCUUUCGAAAAGCGAUCAAUAAGAAGGAGGGGAUUUGUGCAAUCGGUGGUACCUCAGAGCAGUCUAGUGUUGGCACCCAACAUUCCUACUCAGAGGAGGAAAAAUAUGCUUUUGUCAACUGGAUAAACAAAGCGCUGGAAAAUGACCCUGACUGUCAGCAUGUCGUCCCAAUGAACCCAAACACCAAUGAUCUCUUCAAUGCUGUUGGAGAUGGUAUUGUCCUUUGUAAAAUGAUCAAUCUUUCAGUGCCAGACACAAUUGAUGAACGAACAAUCAACAAAAAGAAGCUUACCCCUUUCACUAUUCAGGAAAAUUUGAACUUGGCUCUGAACUCUGCCUCAGCCAUUGGGUGCCAUGUAGUUAACAUAGGAGCUGAGGACCUGAAGGAGGGAAAGCCUUAUCUCGUCCUAGGACUUCUGUGGCAAGUCAUCAAGAUUGGGUUGUUUGCUGACAUUGAACUCAGCAGGAAUGAAGCACUGAUUGCUCUUUUGAGAGAAGGGGAGAGCCUGGAGGAUUUGAUGAAGCUCUCUCCCGAAGACCUCCUGUUAAGGUGGGCUAAUUACCACCUGGAAAAUGCAGGCUGCAACAAAAUUAGCAACUUCAGUAUUGACAUCAAGGACUCAAAAGCUUAUUACCACCUGCUUGAUCAGGUGGCUCCAAAAGGAGAUGAAGAAGGUAUUCCUGCUAUUGUGAUUGACAUGUCAGGACUGAGGGAGAAGGAUGACAUCCAGAGGGCAGAAUGCAUGUUGCAGCAGGCAGAGAGGCUGGGCUGCCGGCAGUUUGUCACAGCUACAGACGUUGUCCGAGGGAACCCCAAGUUGAACUUGGCUUUCAUUGCCAACCUCUUCAACAAGUACCCUGCUUUGCACAAACCAGACAACCAGGAUAUUGACUGGGGGGCCCUUGAAGGAGAGACAAGGGAAGAACGGACAUUUAGGAACUGGAUGAACUCCCUGGGAGUUAACCCUCGAGUCAAUCAUUUGUACAGUGAUUUAUCAGAUGCCCUGGUCAUCUUCCAGCUCUAUGAAAAGAUUAAAGUCCCUGUGGACUGGAACCGAGUAAACAAACCCCCAUACCCCAAGCUGGGGGGCAAUAUGAAGAAGCUGGAGAGCUGUAACUAUGCAGUGGAACUGGGGAAGAAUCAAGCUAAAUUUUCCCUGGUUGGCAUUGGCGGACAAGAUCUCAAUGAAGGCAACCGCACCCUCACCUUGGCCUUGGUCUGGCAGCUAAUGAGAAGGUACACACUGAAUAUGCUUGAAGAAAUUGGUGGUGGGCAGAAGGUCAAUGAUGACAUUAUUGUCAACUGGGUAAAUGGGACAUUGAGGGAGGCUGACAAAAGGUCCUCCAUCUCUAGCUUCAAGGACCCGAAGAUUAGUACAAGUCUGCCAGUCCUAGACCUCAUUGAUGCCAUUCAACCAGGUUCCAUUAACUAUGACCUUCUGAAGACAGAAGAUUUGAAUGAUGAGGAGAAACUCAACAAUGCAAAGUAUGCCAUCUCUAUGGCCCGGAAAAUUGGAGCAAGAGUGUAUGCCCUUCCAGAAGACCUGGUUGAAGUGAAUCCCAAAAUGGUCAUGACAGUGUUUGCUUGUCUCAUGGGGAAAGGGAUGAAGAGGGUGUAGGGCCAUCCAGGCAGGCGAGAAGUCAACGUACCCAGCACCAGUCGCUCUGAGAAUGCAGAUGAGGACUAUUCAAGCCAUUCCAAAGUUUGCAACUUGGUGACACUAUCUAAGAUUCCAAAAAGUGCAUAUUUGCUAGCCAAGUAGCCUUUCUAUACUUUACAAAAAUGCCUCUUUUUUUUGCUGAAGACACAAUCUCCAACAAAUUUAAUUUUUAUUCCUGAUUUAUUUUUGCUUUUUUUGCAAAUCAAGAGGAAAAAAGGAAAAAUAAUUCCAGGUACCCUCCUGCUUUUGGCCAUUAGGAUAGAAACUGCUGUUAUUAAUUUUGACAUAAUUGUCUGUUCAAAAAGUGAGGACAGUGGAAAGGCUGUUACUAGAGGAUGACACCGGAUCUGUGACAAGCCACCUGUCCUCUUCCUUCCCCUUAUCUGUGAAUUUGCUUCACAGACCCAUCUCUGCUGUGUGGCCCACCUCUUCUUCCCAUCUUUGUCCCUUGGCCCCUUGGAGCAUCUGAGAAACCAAUGAAGCUAUUAGGGUCCCCAAAGUCCUGGUAGCCUGUAGAAGUUAGCCGCAUCAUCAGAGCUGUUCUUUACCUGAAGUCUCAAUGGUUGCCAGUUGUUGUUUUAUCAUUUGUAAGAUAUCUUCUGCUUUUAACUCUAGGCCUUGCACUGAAGACCUAACAUCUUGAGUAUUGUGUACUCUUGAGUACUGUGUCCUCUUGAAUAAUGUGUUCUCAGGUGGAUUUUUUUUCUUUUUCUGAGACCCUUGUUUUUGCUCAUGCUCAUUGAUUGUCAUUCUACCACCUGGGCCACACCUCCAACCUCUCAAGUAGAUUCUUAAUGGUAGCAAGAAAGGUGUAACUGAGAAGGCGACCAUUAGGGGGCAGCAUAGAGCUAUCACUAAGCAUCUACUUUUGCUUUUUCUUUUUUCUUUCUUUCUUUUUUUUUUUUUCAUCUACCUUUAAGAAUACUGUUGCUCCACAUAUUUAAUCUUGCUUAUUAGAUGUUAAUUAUGGUAUGGAAAAAUGUCUAGUAACAUGUGGAAGCAAUUCUGCUUCAUUAUUAUUUGCCUUUAGAUAUCAGCAAAUCUCAUUGCUUGCUGGGCCAUAUUAUCAAUGUUUACUUUUUUGGUACUACAGAAGCUUUUUGCUACCCCUAGUCCCCAGGAGGAGGAAGUAUGUGUCCAUAAGCAGUACUCUUCCCCACCUUACAUGGGCACACACUCACAGUCUCCUACACAAAGCUGGAUAUUGAAAGAUUGGGUUUAAGAACUACCUGAGUUGCUCUGUGAAGUGCUAAUUUAUCUUUUUUGGACAUGUAAAGAAUUUCAAAACAUGAGAAUCGUAUGAAUUUAAAUAGCCCUAAUAGAUCAAGCAAUAUAUGUGAAACCUUCUGAAUGCUAAAAGUCAACAGAGCAUGACAAUCCAACACUAGACUCCCUCUGUCAUGGUAAAGAGAUCAAUAAUGAGAUUAUCUUCUCUAGAGGUGGUAUGAUGUAAUGGAACUUAGCCAUUUUUUCAAAGCAAUGUAAAUGCAAUACCAUGGGUCUAGUGAUGGGCUCAGGAAGCCAGUAUAUAUCUUCUACUAGCUCAUCCCCAGAAUUUCUGCUGCAUCUGAAUGCAAGAUGAUUAGCUUUGACUUUAGUCUGAACUUUAAAUAGUCUCAGACGAUUCCCUCCAUCUGCCUCCAGGAAGGAAGAAUGUUAAUUGCCUUAAUUGAACAUGAAGAUUAAAAUAAUACUGCAGAACUUUCCAAAUAAAAUAUUUCUAUUUCUGA
This is a messenger RNA of Dipodomys spectabilis (banner-tailed kangaroo rat), 3793 nucleotides long. It is a transcript of the gene Lcp1, whose product is annotated as lymphocyte cytosolic protein 1. NCBI's taxonomy places the organism in Eukaryota, Metazoa, Chordata, Mammalia, Rodentia, Heteromyidae. Gene Ontology annotation, biological process: actin filament network formation; actin filament bundle assembly. Bases 138 to 2021 code for a protein of 627 amino acids. The transcript has 16 exons. The record is from RefSeq and is a predicted model, not a curated record. Gene Ontology annotation, molecular function: actin filament binding; calcium ion binding. Gene Ontology annotation, cellular component: actin filament; cytoplasm; actin filament bundle.